Messenger RNA from Hyphopichia burtonii NRRL Y-1933, 1098 nucleotides. Its product is annotated as NADH:flavin oxidoreductase/NADH oxidase. The record is from RefSeq and is a predicted model, not a curated record. The transcript has 2 exons. Lineage: Eukaryota; Fungi; Ascomycota; Pichiomycetes; Serinales; Debaryomycetaceae. The coding region runs from base 1 to 1098 and encodes 365 amino acids. Gene Ontology annotation, molecular function: FMN binding; NADPH dehydrogenase activity.
AUGGUUAAAGUUUCUCCUCUUAAAGAUACUAAAGUCUUCGCUCCCAUCAAGGUUGGUGAAAAUGAAUUAGCUCACAAAAUUGUUUUCCCUCCAACUACUAGAUUCAGAGCUACCAGCGAAGGUAUUCCAUCUGAUUUACAACUUCAAUACUACGAAGAAAGAUCAAGAUACCCUGGUUCUUUAUUGGUUACUGAAGGUACCUUCCCAACUGAAAAAACUGGUGGUUACUUUGGUGUUCCAGGUAUUUACAAUGAUGAACAAGUUCAAGCUUGGAAACAAAUUAAUGAUAAGGUUCACGCCAAUAAAUCAUUCACUUCAAUUCAAUUCUGGGCUCUUGGCCGUGUUUCAGACCCUAAAUUCUGUGAAGCUACCAAACUUCCUCUUAUUGCUCCUUCUGAAGUUUACUUAACUGAUGAAGAAAAAGCUUUCCCAUUCGAAGAAGUUAAGAUCCACACUCCUUCUACUGAAGAACUUGAACAAUUGAUCCGUGAUGACUACACUAAAGCUGCUAAGAAUGCCGUUGCUGCUGGUUUUGAUUACAUAGAACUCCACUCUGCUCAUGCCUCCAAAUUAGCCAUCAGAUUUUCUCCAUGGGCUACUUUCCAAGGUAUGAAAGGUGCUAAAGAAGAAAUUCAUCCAUACGCAACUUUCAGUUAUGUUGUAGGUGAAUUACAAAAACGUGCUAAUAACGGCAAAGAACUCGCUUACAUUUCUUUAGUCGAACCAAGAGUUUCCGGUAUCAUGGAUGUUAAAAAAGAAGAUCAAGCUGGUGACAAUGAAUUCAUCAAGAAGAUUUGGAAAGGUGUUUUAUUACGUGCUGGUAACUAUUCGUAUGAUGCUCCCGAAUUCAACCAAUUAUUAAGCGAUGUCGACGAUGAACGUACUUUAGUUGGUUUCUCCAGAUAUUACAUCUCCAACCCUGAUCUUGUUUUCAAAUUGCAUGAAGGUCAUGAUUUGACUCCUUAUGAUAGAGAAACUUUCUAUCUUAACAGUAACUGGGGUUACAACACUUACACUGUUUACGGUAAAGAACUCCAAAUUGCUGAAGAAGAAGCUAGAAAACACCUUCCAGAAGCUCUUAAAUCUCUUAAAGUAUAG